Capsella rubella is the source of this 704-nucleotide messenger RNA. Its product is annotated as dirigent protein 21. The record is from RefSeq and is a predicted model, not a curated record. Lineage: Eukaryota; Viridiplantae; Streptophyta; Magnoliopsida; Brassicales; Brassicaceae.
AGUUGAGUUUAAUUUGUAGCACAAACAACCAUUUCUUCGUCAUGGCUAGCCUUCAUCUUCUUCCUCUAUUCUCAGCUCUUAUUCUCGCAGCCACCGCGAUUAGCGAAUCCAAAUCUUUCUCAACAACAGUAAAGGCACCAUAUCCAGGACAUAAACUGGAGAAACUAACCCACUUACGUUUCUACUUCCACGACAUUGUCUCCGGAGACAAACCAACCUCUGUCCAAGUAGCUUCCGGUCCAACUACAAACUCUUCUGCGACCGGUUUUGGUAUGGUUGCCGUCGUCGACGAUAUAUUGACCGUAGGGCCUGAAAUAACAUCAGAAGAAGUUGGUCGAGCACAAGGGAUGUUUGCAUCGGCCGACCAGAACAAGAUUGGUCUACUUAUGGCUUUUAACUUGGUUUUAACUAAAGGUAAAUUUUCCGGUAGCACCGUGGCGAUGUAUGGCCGGAACCCUAUACUGUCGGAGGUGAGAGAGAUGCCGAUCAUCGGAGGUACGGGAGCGUUCAGGUUCGGAAGAGGAUAUGCACAGGCCAAGACUUUUGUGUAUAAUCCUAUUAGUGGAGAUGCUGUGGUCGAAUAUAAUGUCUAUAUUUGGCAUUAAUUAUUGGAUCUUUUUUCUGUUUUUUUAAUAAUUAUUGGAUCUUUUUUCUGUUUUUUUUUAUAGAUUCAUAUUGUGAUUUUUGUAUGCUUAAUUGUAAGA